Oppiella nova is the source of this 1038-nucleotide messenger RNA. The record is from the annotation of a GenBank genome assembly. Lineage: Eukaryota; Metazoa; Arthropoda; Arachnida; Sarcoptiformes; Oppiidae.
AUGAUAUUGAUUGCAUCCAUAGCCGCCGUACAGCUCGAAGAGUCCGUUCAAACCAAUGGCUUCCGACUGUUGACCACUGCCUCUGUUGUUCACACAAUUGAUGACAGUAUGGGCCGCUUGAGCGCUAAUGAAAUUACUCACAACCACUCCGAAGUCCCGGUGCAGAUCAAGUCUAUUGAUAAAAAAAUAUUCGGGUCUAAGGCAGACAUGCAAUUACACACUCAGAUCCAUAUGAGAGAAGCCAAACCAUACAAAUGUUCUCAAUGUUCAAAAGCGUUCGCCAACUCAUCGUAUUUGUCUCAACACACUCGCAUCCACUUAGGCAUUAAGCCCUACCGGUGCGAGAUAUGCCAGAGAAAGUUCACGCAAAUGGAGAAGCGCUCCGGACUUCUCAGAGCCGCCCAUUCCUCCUCUGAUGGCUAUUGGCCUAAAGGCACGGUCAUCGGCGCCGGUGGCAGCGGUGCCUCCAACCAGAACAGUGAAUGUGUGGGCGACUUAGGCCCGCAUGUGCACCACCAUCACCAUCACCACCACCAUCAGACAGAACAGUCAUGUCUGGCAUCCGUUCUCAACGCAGACCAAUCGUCUUCAUCUCGGUAUAGGGGAGAACUCGACCCAACACAGCAUCGACUGUCCGCCGGACAACACCUGACCGGUGGCUCAAGCAAUGGGAGACCAUCUGAUGACCUGCUGUACAGUAUAGACCCGAAGACAACGACAUCAGUAUCUGCUUCUGCAUUCACACCCAUCCAAACGGCGGGUGUGUUGAGCGGCAGUAACGCCGCCCGCAAUGCUGUGGCCGCCGCUUACUUCCCGUACGAGUCGUUCGGUUUCGCCACCAAAGCGGCCACAACUGGGAUGACAGGAAUGGAGAUGAAGUCAGCGAUGGAAGCGACCAAAUCCAGUGGUCACACGUCUUUCCCCAACCAAUUGAUAGCUUUGCAUCAAAUCAGAAACUAUGCAUCGAUGCCAUCAUCGGCUGCGUCGGCCAUCGCUGGCGAACACCCGAUAUCUCUGAAAGAUAAACACUCGCAAUAA